GGCCAGACGUGAUUGGGCCCUGCGGCGGCGUGGAAGGGAACCACACGGCAGGCGCUAGCGAGCAAACUACUGUCCGCGCUUUUGACCAGGCCACUAUCACGUUCACUGUAACAUCAAUUCGUACUCUGCAACUACGUGCAACCAUGUCCGACGAACGACGACCGCGAUCGCGCUUCGACAGCGACGAGCCUGAACGCCCCGCACGCUCGCGUUUCGAUACAGACCGUCGCUCGAGAUCGCCCUCGCGGAGAGAAUCGGAGUCGCUUCGUGAACGCAGCCCAGUGGCUCGUGAGGCAACAAACAGCCCAUCGAACGCAGGCACCAAGAACAAGGCAGCAGCGGCGGCGGCAGCUGCGGCUGCGAGGAUCAAUGCGCAGAUCCAAGCGAAGAAGGGCAUCCAGCAUGUCGAUGUGCCGCCUAUUCGUGCUGCGCUUACUCCCCCAGUCGUCAAGUCGCCGUCUGUCAACUCUGGCCCGCCUGUCACCAGCGAGAUAUACCAACAAGAUGGUGACUUCAUCAAAGAUAUUGAAAUCAACGAUCUUAGGAAUCGCUAUACUCUGACUAAAGGAGCUGUACAAAAAAGGAUCAAAGACGAUACUGGCGCCGAUGUCACUACUCGAGGAGAAUACUAUCCAGACAAGAGCAUGGCCACCGCUGCUAACCCACCUCUAUAUCUCCGUGUUACUAGCACAUCGAAGGAAGGACUCGACCAAGCUGUCAAGAUGAUCGAAGAGAUGCUGACACAGGAAUUGCCCAACUUGGUAGAUGAGCGCCGUUUCCGUCGCCGCGAACCGGAGAAUUUUGAGCGUGACGAGUUUGGACGCCGCAAAUGGCCUGAGGAAAAGCUUUUUGUUGGUCUCGAACCUAUCAGUGGCUUCAACCUGCGCGCACAGGUUGUGGGCCGCGGUGGUGAUAACGUCAAGUAUAUUCAACAAGAGACUAGCUGCAAAGUUCAGAUCAAGGGUCGCGGAUCUGGCUUCAUGGAGCCUCAGUCUGGGCAAGAGAGCGAAGAGCCCAUGUUCCUUCACAUUGCUGGACCCCGACCAGAAGGUGUAGCCAAAGCCAAGGAACUCUGCACCGAGCUGCUUGAGAAGGUGAAGGCCGAUUACCAGGCGUUUAAGGAACGUCCACCGCCAAACCGCUACGGUGACCGGGAUGGCUACGGCGGCGGACGCGGCUAUGGUGAUCGUGGCGAUCGUGGCGAACGCGGUGACCGCGGUGACCGUGGUGGUGAUCGCGACCGAAGCCAGAGCUACGGCUAUGGAGGUGCAGGUGGUUAUGGUGGUGGUUACGGCGCACAGAAUGGUGCCCCUGACGCUCCAGCUACUCCUGCUGGUGUUGCUGACCCCAACGCUCAAGCUGCUGAUUACAACGCCCAGUACGCCCAGUGGGCCGCAUACUAUGCGCAAAAUCCGUCUGAGGACCCAUACGCUGCAUAUGGCGGCUUUGCAGCAGUCAUGGCUCAGUACUCGCAAGGCUAUGGACAGUACUAUGGUCAAGCUUACACAGCCGGACAGACACAGUCUCCUGCCACCGGAGCUGCAGCGCCUCCACCUCCGCCUGCAGAGCCUACAGGCUAUGGAGCCCCUCCGCCACCCCCUCCGCCACCUGCCGGUUCGCCCGGAGCUGGCUAUGGUGCAGUCCCUCCUCCACCAGGCUUGUAAGUGUCUUGCAGCUACAAGUAUCUCACCAGAAUGUAUACAGCACAGAAACCUCGACCUGCAGUCCGACAGUAUGCAUAGUGCGACUCAUGUAUUCUUCUGCUUUUACUG
This is a messenger RNA of Didymella exigua CBS 183.55, 1772 nucleotides long. RefSeq lists its product as uncharacterized. The record is from RefSeq and is a predicted model, not a curated record. Gene Ontology annotation, cellular component: nucleus. The coding region runs from base 144 to 1664 and encodes 506 amino acids. Lineage: Eukaryota; Fungi; Ascomycota; Dothideomycetes; Pleosporales; Didymellaceae. Gene Ontology annotation, molecular function: RNA binding. The transcript is spliced from 7 exons.